Messenger RNA from Momordica charantia (bitter melon), 1332 nucleotides. RefSeq names its product ribosome biogenesis regulatory protein homolog. The record is from RefSeq and is a predicted model, not a curated record. Lineage: Eukaryota; Viridiplantae; Streptophyta; Magnoliopsida; Cucurbitales; Cucurbitaceae. Gene Ontology annotation, cellular component: preribosome, large subunit precursor; nucleus; nucleolus. Gene Ontology annotation, molecular function: protein binding. Gene Ontology annotation, biological process: endonucleolytic cleavage in ITS1 to separate SSU-rRNA from 5.8S rRNA and LSU-rRNA from tricistronic rRNA transcript (SSU-rRNA, 5.8S rRNA, LSU-rRNA); ribosome biogenesis; ribosomal large subunit biogenesis.
ACCGAUUUUGCAGUGUGAAAGACAAAGCCAAACAAACGGCGUCGUUUAAGUCUUUGAGGAGAAGCGCUCUCUCUUGUCCCGCGCCUAAACCCUGAAUCUUCCUUCUGUUCUGUUCUGUGGGAAGUCUCUUGAUUUGGGCGGAGAUGGAGAACCAGCAGCAACUUCAGGUCGACCUUGGUCAUCUCAUGGCCUUCAAUCCUCACCACCAUUUAACUUCCCCGCCCUCCUCCAGGGAGGAGCUGGUGAAUGAAUGUCUACAGAAAGGUACAGAGCUAGUUCAAGCUAUUGCCAAUGAACUUUUCAUCCUGCCCUCAACUGAAGACAGAGAUGGUCCUCUAGUGAGGUUGCCUCCACCUAAAACAAGAUUGCCCAGGGAGAAGCAUCUGCCUAAGCCUAAACCUCCUACAAAAUGGGAACUCUUUGCUAAAAAACGAGGUAUAAAGAAUAGGAAAAAGGAUAAGAUUGCAUAUGAUGAACAAACUCAAACAUGGAAGCGUCGUCAUGGUUACGAUCGUGCAAAUGAUGAGGAGAACAUACCUAUCAUUGAGGCCAAGAUGACUGAUGAGCCAGGGAUGGACCCGUUUGCUGAAAGACAAUCAAAUAAGAGAAAACGAGUUGAAAAGCAAGAAAACAAUCGCCUACAGAAUCUGAAACAAGCCGCAAAAGUUGGUGCUUUACCAAGCCACGUUCAACUAGCUGCAACUGCUUUACCCAUAACAGGGACGCAAGUUGCACCAAAGAAAAUGACAAAAGAUGAGCUUGGAAAUGUUGCUGGAAUGGCAGCAACUGCGACAGCUAGUGGUGGAAAAUUUGACAGGAAGUUGCGAGGAGAAAAGCCUCCAAAGCAUAAAGGAAAAUAUCGCAAGUUUUUGCCUGUUGUGGAAGGAACUGGUGUAGGCUCUCGAGAAAGGGAGCAAACUGAGAAUGUCCUGAAUCGAUUAAUAUCCAAGAAUUCACAUGAGAUACUAAACGUUAAUAAGGCUAUCAAUAUGUACAAUGUGAAAAGAGAAAAGAGGCGAAAACACGAUGGAAAGCCCUCAUCGUCAACAUCGAGCAAGUUGAAACCAAAUAAGAAACCUCAAAAGAAGUCAAUGAAGAAGGGAGUAUCGAAUAAAGGAAAGGCAAAAUGAAGUUAUCCUUUAUAAAGAGCUUGGGUACUACAUUAUCUCCUUGAUGGAAGAAAUUUUGCAUUUGGACUAUUUAUUGUAGUAAUGCUCUUAUCCAAAAGAAGGGUGGUUCUUUUUCUUACAACCUACAAAAACUAACCAGUGGAUUCCACCUUGUAGCAAUCCAAAUUGAUUUUGGUAUAUGAUGUUUAAUGGUUUACGAUUA